AUGCAGAAGGAACCGGCUCCAUCUGACAGGUUCGGAUUCGUCUACCGCUGUGAAAAAGUACAGCAGAAAAAAAAGAUGAGGAGGCGGACUGGCGGCACCGUCUUCAGGGCCAUGUGCACUGGUUCCCUGUCUUGCACCCACAACACCUUUUUCGAAAGGACACAGCUGACAGCCCAAGAGGUGCUGAUGCUGGUCUAUUCGUGGGUCAAGCAGGAGCCGGUCACCGUCGCCGCGGAGGAAUGCGGCGUGGCCCCCAAAACAGCGGUAGAUUGGUACAAUUACUGCCGUGAAGUUGCGGAGGUUUUCGUCUCCCACCAGCAAAACAUCCAGCUCGGGGGUGAAGGCAUGACCGUCGAGAUCGACGAGACCUUCACCCGGAGGCGAAAAUACAACCGCGGCCGCGUAACUAAAGGCACCCAAAUCACCAUCUUCGGUGCCUAUUGUCGGGAAACAAAAGAGGUGAUGUACUGGCAUGUGGACAACAAGAGCCGACGGGUUCUCUGGAGCCACAUGCUCAGAUACAUCGCCCGCGGUUCCAUCAUUGUUUCCGACAGCGCGGCCCAAUAUCGCGGUUGUACGACGAUGGGCUUCUCUGAACAUAAGACCGUUAAUCACAGCCAGCGGGGCCCCGGGAGAUUCGUCGACGCCGAUGAUCCCGAGGCCCACACUCAGAACAUCGAGUGCAGAAAUCGCUGGCUGAAGAAGUCCAUCAAGUCGCUCCGCACGGACAGGAGCCUGCAGAGCUACAACUGUACGUACGUGUACAGGACGCGGGUCCUGUCCCAGUUGCCAACAACAUCGGCAAAAUUCCGGCAGUUCAUCGGGGACAUCGUGGCCGUCUACCCGGGCCCCGGUCGUCAGGGUCUCCAACUCCGGACGAUCGGUGUGCCCGUGGAUCAACAUCUGCCGCCGGACGAGCCCUAUUUCGAUGUUCCCGUGCACGAGGGCGACGAAGAGGAACGGCAGGGGGAUGACGACCGCCCAACAACAUCGGGCGCCAACACCUUCGUCAUCGACCCCCAGGACCUAGCCGAGGCGGGGACCAGCGGCCUCACCCCGUCCUCACCCACGCAACAUCGGGAAUAG
Centruroides sculpturatus (bark scorpion) is the source of this 1086-nucleotide messenger RNA. RefSeq lists its product as uncharacterized. The record is from RefSeq and is a predicted model, not a curated record. Bases 1 to 1086 code for a protein of 361 amino acids. NCBI's taxonomy places the organism in Eukaryota, Metazoa, Arthropoda, Arachnida, Scorpiones, Buthidae. The transcript is spliced from 6 exons.